UAUUCGAAAAUCCUUUGGUCACACAAAUCCGUAAGACCACAACAGAAACAUUGCUAAUUUAGUUUUGCUAAUUUUAAAAUAAAUAAACGAAAAUGGGCGAACGCUACAACAUUCAUAGCCAGUUGGAGCAUCUGCAGAGCAAGUACAUCGGCACUGGACACGCAGAUACUACCAAGUUUGAAUGGCUAACUAAUCAACACCGCGACUCUUUAGCCAGCUACAUGGGUCACUACGAUAUUCUCAACUACUUUGCCAUUGCGGAAAACGAAUCGAAAGCGCGAGUUCGUUUUAAUCUGAUGGAGCGAAUGCUGCAGCCCUGUGGACCCCCACCAGAGAAGCUGGAGGAUUAAAAAUAAAAUAUAAAAAUAAAUAAAAACUAUAUAGAAACAA
Messenger RNA from Drosophila eugracilis, 390 nucleotides. It is a transcript of the gene Sf3b5, whose product is annotated as splicing factor 3B subunit 5. Bases 93 to 350 code for a protein of 85 amino acids. Gene Ontology annotation, biological process: mRNA splicing, via spliceosome. The transcript has a single exon. The record is from RefSeq and is a predicted model, not a curated record. Gene Ontology annotation, cellular component: precatalytic spliceosome; U2 snRNP. NCBI's taxonomy places the organism in Eukaryota, Metazoa, Arthropoda, Insecta, Diptera, Drosophilidae.